UCGGACCGGGACGUGGGCGCGCGCGCGUGCAGAGACGUCGGUGUCGCUCAUCAGUUCCCGUUAAAUUCGCGGCUUGGUUCGUGACUUAAAACCAACCAGAACGAAAAACCAGCCCCGGGUUCUCUAAUCGUGUUGCUGAUCUGUGCUGUAUGCGGUGUCGUGUUUUUUUUUUUACUCUUUUUCCUGUCGCACGUGAGGAACACGUCGCUUUACACGCCACUUUACAGGAUCGUUCAUCAUGACGGGCAUCGGAUCUGCCACGGACGCUGAGAGAGACGGGUCUGAAACCAUAUUGCAGCCGGAGUCAGACCAGAACCUCACGCCUGCUAAUAGUUCUCCUUUGGACCUGAUUGACACGGGCAAAGGGCUGAAGGUUCAGAGCACAGCGCCUCAUCUGGUCAGUCUGGGGAGCGGUCGGCUCAGCGUGGCCAUCACCGUACUGCCUCUGAAAGAAGGUAUCACUUGUAUCGGUCGUGAAGAUGCCGCCGUACCGCAGGAUAUCACCAUCCAGGGUCCUGGCAUCGAAGCUGAGCAUUGCAUCAUCGAGAACAGAGACGGAGUCGUGACCCUGGACCCCUGCGGACACCUGUGUUCUCUCGAUGGCGUUCCUGUGACCACGCCCACCCAACUCACUCAAGGUUAUUCUCUGUGUUUGGGUAAAUCCUACUUCUUCCGUUUUAACCAUCCAGAGGAGGCCAGUCGGAUGAAGAGCAUGCUUCCUCAGAAGAGUCCCGUGUCCCCGCUGGUCUACAGCACAGAUUAUAUGAAGUUCAGUAGCGAUUUCAGUCCCAGCAUCGGAGGCCCGAGUUCCAGAGGUGUGCGGUCCGUCUCCGAGCUGCGGGAAUUAAUGGACACCUUACAGAGGAAAAAACAAGCCCUGGAGAACAGUCUGCGGACCAAUGGGGACAAUAGCCCCUCCUACUUCAGCAUGACCCAGUCCCCGCCCUCGACGCCCAGCUCAUUGUCCCCAAUAACCUCAUCAAGCCCCAUAUCUCCCUAUCAGGACCAAGCGAGACGACUCUACACGUCUGACCGGCCGCCUCUUUCUGGUAAAGUCCCCGCCCACUCGUCUAACAGCGUCCCCCCCUCGCCGCGACGCAGUGACCAGCGGGAAUAUAACUCCGCCCUUCCUCCGUUACGACCAAUGAUGCGGAAUCAGUCCCAGGACAGCCUCCUGUCUUCGGAUAGUAGACGUGGCCAGACAUCAGGUUCUUUGCUGUCUAUGUGGAACGGUUCUGGCUCUACAGCAUGUGAUACCCUUCCCCCAACUUCAGGAAGUGGAAGCGGAGCAGCUAGCAUGCCCUCCAGCCCAAGAUUAGCACGCAGGCUACAGCCUGAGGAAGCUGGACGCCCAGUUCCAGCACCACGCCAAAGGAAGUACUCAGCUGGUUCUCUGACAGGAAUGGGGAUAGCCGCUCACAGCCGCUCGUUACCCCGCCUCUACCGCCCGGGUGAAUCCCAGCUCGCCCCUCUCACCCUGCCAUGGCCCCGCUCCUCACCCACCCCUGAGUCCAGUCACCAAAACGGACCCACUGAGGUGGUCUCCAUCUCCUUGUCCACCAGGACCAUUUCCAAGCAACCGCCCGUGCGUCCGGAAGUGACCACACCCACAGGUGCUGCAACCAGUCCACGGCAAGCCAAGAAGGUGAGUCUGACCUCCAGCAGCUCCACCUCAGAUUUGGAGAAGCAGGCAGCAUGCAUGGAGCUGGGACUGGGAGAGAGGAGGCAGUCAUUUGGGAAGGCUGGGAUCGGACCACAGGGUGGAUUCCGUGAGAGAAAAGGAAGCAUCAGCUCUCUGAGUGGGAAAGAAGAGCUUCAGGAUUAUCACCAGAGACAGAGAGAUGAGAGACUUCGAGAGCAGGAGGUGGAGAGACUGGAGCGCCAGCGUCUAGAAACCAUCCUGAACCUGUGCUCGGAGCGGCAUCAGAGUGGCUCAGCCGUGGCCGACCUCCAGAAGAUCAAUAAAGAGCUGGAGAAGCUGCAGGUGACCGAGGACGAGUCCGUGUUUUCCGACUCCGCAGAGAAAGGUUACGGCUCUGGGACUCUGCAGUGCCACGUCACCGAGGAGCGGCAGCUACGCCAGCGUCGUUUCAGCGGGCAGCGAGACAUCAAGGCGGAGUCAAAUGCUGGGAAUCUUCUUAGCUCCGCCCCCACACCAUCUCCUCGACAGAUGCGAAAUAACAAGACACCCGAGGAGGAGGAGGUGCGGCUGAAACAGGAAGUGACGCGUAUCGAAGAGGAGAGGAUUCAGGUGCUUAAUAACAUGGAGGAGCUGGAACAGAAGAUCAAAGAGCUGGACAACCAGAUGGACGAAUCCAUCCAAGAGAUGGAGGUGGAACGCGCACUAUUAGAAGGUGAGCAGGAGUCUGAGGCGACUCAGCUGCAGCAAGAGAAAGAGACUCUGGAGCAGCUGAAGGACAAGAUGGCCGACACGGAGCAGAAGGUGCAGGCAGAAAAGUCACAGGACAAAGCCCAGCUUGAUGCUGAGCGGGUAAAGCUCGAGCGUCUGGCCGAAGUGCUGUCCGAGCAGCGCGCUCAGCUUGACACGUGUCCUGAAGCCCUGAAAGAGCAGCUCGUCAUCCAGCUGUCCAGGGACGCUGAGAUGUUAGAGGUGGAGACAAAGCGCUUUGAGGACCUGGAGUUUCAGCAGCUGGAGCGAGAGAGCCGUCAGGACGAGGAGAAAGAGACGCAGGCGCAGCAGAUCCUCCGAGAGAUCGCAGAGUAUCAGCGCAGCACCGUCACCCGCAAGGAGAAGUUGCUCGCUUUGAAGAAACAGUCCACACAGAUCAUCCAGCAGGCCCAGAAGGAGAAGGAGAGCUUCCUGAAGGAGAAGAACAACCUGCAGAUGAUGCUGCAGCGGGAAAAGGAGAAUCUCAGCAACCUGGAGAAGAAAUACGGUGAGCUGACAGGGGGGCGGAGCUUCCCCAUCAACCCCCUCAGUAUGAAGGAGGGUUAUGUCACAGUGAGUGAGAUCAAUGAACUUUAUGCCAAAUUGGGGGUGGAGUCAAGCCCCGCCCCCUUCCACCUCAAUGCCCCCGAGCGUCCCAGCUCUAGGUCCGAACCCAGCGCUAAUCCCGAAGACAACAGUGCAGCUUCAGGAGAGGACGAGCAUUUUCGAAGUCUGGAGGAAAGGAAGCGAUUGGUGAAGGAGAGUCACGUGUGUGACACGCUUCCUCGGAAAAAGUCCCAGGCUUCAGCCAGCUCUCAGUUUAACUGUGCUACGCUGGGUCGCAGCACACCUUCUAAAUCACAUCUUCCUUUAGUACAGAGCUCCAGCUGUGGCAGCGUCUUAAACAGAGUCCUCACAGUGUCUCCUAAAGACACAGACACACGCCGACUACACAAGGGUCACAGUCAGCAGCUAGUGGGUGAGGAUCACCGAUCGAGACUGACAGAACUCGGGGGUCGCGCCGCCUCCCAGUCCAACGUCUACCUGGACUCUAUGGGUUACCGUGACAACGGCUUCGACACAUUCAGCAUGGACAGCUCAGACAGCAUGGAGACCAGCAUCUCCGCCUGCUCACCCGACAACGUCUCCAGCGCCAGCACCUCCAACGUGGCCAAGAUAGAGGAGAUGGAGCGGCUGCUGAGGGAGGCUCAGGCCGAGAAACAUCGACUCCUGGAGCACAGGGAGCGAGAGAUUGAGGUACGCCGUCAGGCUCUGGAGGAAGAGCGAAGGAGGAGAGAAGAGCUGGAAAAAAGACUGCAGGAGGAAACGAGUCGACGACAGAAACUCAUUGAGAGGGAGGUGAAGCUGCGAGAGAAACAGAGAGCUCAGUCUCGUCCGCUGACACGCUAUCUGCCUGUGAGGAAGGAUGACUUUGACCUGCGCGGCCACAUCGAGUCGGCCGGACACAACAUCGAGACUUGCUACCACAUCUCCAUCACGGAGAAGACGUGCCGCGGCUUCCUCAUCAAGAUGGGAGGAAAGAUCAAGACCUGGAAGAAGCGCUGGUUCGUCUUCGACCGAAACCGCAGGACGCUGUCUUACUACGCAGACAAACACGAGGCGAAGCUGAAAGGCGUGAUCUACUUCCAGGCCAUAGAGGAGGUCUAUUACGACCAUUUAAAGAACGCACACAAGAGCCCGAAUCCAUCCUUAACGUUCAGCGUAAAGACUCAUGAUCGUGUUUACUACAUGGUGUCUCCAUCUCCGGAGGCCAUGCGGAUCUGGAUGGACGUCAUCGUCACCGGAGCUGAGGGAUACACGCAGUUCAUGAUUUAGAUGCGUGUCAUGAGUUUAGCUUGAGUGUGUGUGUGUGUGUGUGUGUGUGUGUGUGUUUCUGUUGUUUUCUCCUGGAUAGAUCUUGUGACCAUCAUCAUCAUCAUCAUCAUCAUCAUCAUCAUCAUCGCUUGUGAGCUGUGUGCAGUGUAAAAGUUCCAUGUAGUUGUUUUGUUUUUUUGAUUUAUUUUUUUUUAAUCAUGUAUAAUCUAAAGUGCCUUCAGACUUCAGCAGCAGCUGUAACUGAUCUUCCUGUGCCUUGGUCACAUGUCACCCGAAAUGAAGGACUCUGAUUGGUUGUGACAUCACACGCGAACGAGCGAACGUUUCAGCACAGCAUCAUCUUUCACAUCGUGUUUCAUGAGGAAUUCAUUGCAUUUUAAUUUGUGUGUGUGUGUGUGUGUGUGUGUGUGUGUUGAUCAUCAGGGAUGCACAGGUCAACAGCAACAUUAAAGGUGCAGUCUGUAAUUUUGUCUUAAACCCUGCGAUCAUUUCGUAAAUACGUGAGAAAAUAUUUUUAUGGCAUGUUUCUUGAUUUCAGCUUUGAAAAUUAGCUCCACCUUCGAGUCAGAUCACGUGCUUAGCCCCACCCCUUUUUCCAUAAAAAGCAACACAGUAUACUGUAGUAUAAAUUUACAGAAAUGUCAGUUUGGGAUUUAAACUUUUCGGUCAGCAGGAGGCGCUACAAAAUUACACACUGCUCCUUUAAUUUUUAAAUACCAAAGAAUUCACAUAGAAUUACACACUAUACGGUGUGUGUGUGUGUGUGUGUGUGUGUGUGUGUGUGUGUGUGUGUGUGUGUGUACAGAUCUUAUGUUUUGUAAUCUUCACAGUAACCAAAGGUGCUAAAAGAUGCGUGCUUUCCUUUUUCUGUGGGGUUUAUUUGUGUAUGUUGACAAAUGCUCUUGAGAUUUCACAGUAAUUCAGUAUUUUAGAAUUUUGUGUCAAUGGAAUUACUGAGAAUGCAGGAUAUUUUAAAAAUAUCUUUUUUAACAUUAAGGAGAAUGAGUUCUAUAUCCCAGUUGCUGUAUUACAGUGUACAUUACUUUCUCCCUGUAUGUUUUAUAUAUUUGAACAUGAAAUAUAUUCUAAAUAUUGUCUAAAGCUCAUUUAAAUGCUCGGUUCACACUGCAGCUCUCACCUGCCCCCCUGCUGCAGUCAAUAAACACCUUUCAUCACCAGCAGGGGGCAGUAAGAGUCUGAGACACUCCACUAAUAAUAAUAAUAAUAAUAAUAAUAAUAAUAAUAAUAAUAAUAAUAAGCCUUACUUCUGUUGUUGUAUAUUUCACUAAACAGAUAUUUUUUGUAAUUGUUAUUUAUGUUGUUAUUCUGCAUGCUCCUAUAUUUUUGCAUCCAAAACAAUAAAAUCAGGACACAAAGACAA
Messenger RNA from Tachysurus vachellii, 5606 nucleotides. RefSeq names its product pleckstrin homology-like domain, family B, member 2b (gene phldb2b). Gene Ontology annotation, biological process: regulation of microtubule cytoskeleton organization. The coding region runs from base 239 to 4225 and encodes 1328 amino acids. NCBI's taxonomy places the organism in Eukaryota, Metazoa, Chordata, Actinopteri, Siluriformes, Bagridae. Gene Ontology annotation, cellular component: basal cortex. The record is from RefSeq and is a predicted model, not a curated record. The transcript has 22 exons. Gene Ontology annotation, molecular function: protein binding.